ACUCUCCAAAUGCUCCAGAGUGUUGCGUAGUUACGUGUUUCCGGAAGACGUGGCGAUUGCUGAAAUUAUAACGGUGCGGCGUUUCGCCUUGAUUUUUGCUCACACGGAAGCAAGUUCAUAGACCGCAGAAAUGAUCUCCUUAACAGAUUCUCAGAAAAUCGGGAUGGGAUUAACAGGCUUCGGCGUGUUCUUCCUCUUCUUUGGGAUGAUCCUCUUCUUCGAUAAAGCUCUGCUGGCCAUAGGGAAUAUCUUGUUUGUUGCAGGUCUGUCAUUUGUUAUUGGUCUGGAGCGUACUUUCAGAUUCUUCUUCCAGCGCCACAAAGUAAAAGCUACCAGUUUCUUUUUGGGAGGAGUGUUUGUGGUGUUGAUCGGAUGGCCGAUCAUUGGCGUGGUACUGGAGAUUUAUGGCUUCUUCCUCCUUUUCAGGGGCUUCUUCCCAGUGGCAGUUGGCUUCAUCAGAAGAAUACCCAUUCUCGGUUCACUGCUUAAUCUCCCCGGCAUCAGUGGGGUAAGUACUGUCCAUGACUCUUUUAUACAUUCAUACUGCAUUGAGGAUUCAGAAAGAUAUGUUACAAAGAAUUAAGUGAAAGGAUAAAUGUUUUGCAUCUCUGGCUAUACACUGACUGAUGGAUGUGUGGAUGUAGGACACAGCUUUUAAUAACUGAGAAAAAUCAACUAUGUAAAUAAGUAUAUCGCAAAGAAUGGAGACUCUGCUGGAGUGUGUACAGGGAUAUGUGAAGAAAAAAUGUCACUGUGUUGUAAUAUAUAUGCGACAAAACCAAGGCUUCUUAUUUCUUUGAAAAGCUUUUCUUCAUAUUUCUUCAACCAAUUACCAGAGCAGACCAGUAUCCAUAAUCACAGAUGAUUUGAAACGGACACUGAAACUGUCCCACUGUAGGUGUCUGGUUGUUUUGUGCAAGGUUGUGUUGUUGUUGUUUGCUAAAAUUCACCCAUGCAGAACUCUCCUUCUAUGAAAUCAUCAGAAGACUGAGCGUCACAUGAUACACUGACAGGUGUGGUGCAUGUAGCAGGCCAAAAAAAUUAAUCCAAACAUAAUAUAUUUAAUAGAAAUUAUGAUGAUGAUUUUCGAUCAGCUUUAUUAUUACCAUGUUGACUGACAGAAAUAUAAAAAUGUAUAUUAAGAGUCUCACUGAGUAGACACCUGAUCACUUAGUUGAUUGUUGUAAAUCAAAUCUGAUACAUUUGAAAAGCCUUGCAUUUGAUUUUCUUUCAAAAAUAUCACACUAUAUACUUGAUGAAGGAAGAUAAUGGCUUUGUAUGAUUGUUUUUUUUUCUAGUUGGUGGACAAAGUCGGUGAAAGCAACGCCAUGGUAUAACAAGAAAAGUCCAUUUAAAACAAUUUUUCUCUGUGUUGUUACCACUUAUUUAAACUCCUCAAUCUUAUUUGUAACUUGACGCCCUUAUCGGCAACCAGUGAAUGUCUGAAAUGAGAAUUUCUCACGUUUGAGAAAGGGCAGUGCUUUUAUGUGGCACAUGUAGUCACCUUGUAAAAAGCAAUGUGACCAAUAGAGAGCUGUUAUUUCUGGAAACUGAUCCACAGCCCAAAUUGGGCUCGGCUACUUUCUCUGCUGCAUCACCUCCAUCGGAGAGGUAACGUGGAUUUGAACCAGUAGAGGGCGUGUUUUGAUGGUGCGCCUAUUUUCCGGCUUUUGAACCAACCUGCUGUGGGAGGAACCGAAGUUUGCUACUUCAUUUUUAGCUUUCUUUAUGCCGCUGUUACAGAAAUCGAAUGAUCUCCAUGUAUGAUGGUGUUACUGGAAUUCUGCUUGUUCAGGUGCCAACUGCUUUUAAGAGUGUGCUGUAUUGAAGCGGGUUGCGAGAACAGCACACCGAAUGAGCUACAAACCUCAUCAUGUUACUGGCUCAGUGAGGAAUUAGUAGCCUUUGUGAAACACACGUGAUACUACAUGUAAAUACGUAUUUUAAGUAAUGUAUAAGACUGAUGUACAUUUUUUUUACACAGAGACAGCAACAGUUUAAUAAACCUCUCCAUGUCUGUA
Messenger RNA from Hemibagrus wyckioides, 2021 nucleotides. It is a transcript of the gene golt1bb, whose product is annotated as golgi transport 1Bb. Gene Ontology annotation, cellular component: endoplasmic reticulum; membrane. Bases 131 to 583 code for a protein of 150 amino acids. The transcript has 4 exons. Gene Ontology annotation, biological process: endoplasmic reticulum to Golgi vesicle-mediated transport; retrograde transport, endosome to Golgi. NCBI's taxonomy places the organism in Eukaryota, Metazoa, Chordata, Actinopteri, Siluriformes, Bagridae. The record is from RefSeq and is a predicted model, not a curated record.